AUGCCGUGUCGACGCUCGCAUAAGAAAUCGCGAAAUGGCUGUAACGAGUGUAAGAAAAGACGCGUUAAGUGUGAUGAACAGGUGCCGAAAUGUACAUUCUGCAAUUCACGCCAGUUCAAGUGCGUAUAUACACGCUUAUCCCCUCGGGGCCAAAUACAAGAGGGCCAUCUUCAAGAUCCCAGCCACCAGAAUCAGCAUGAGCUUUCUAGCGCAAGAGAAAAGGGGGCGUUACAGCUCGACACAAGACUUGUAGAAGCAAAUCUACUACACCAUUAUUAUACCGACACCAGCAUGACACAAUCAGACAAAAACGACUCCAGUUACCAAUUUUGGCAUUUUACCGUACCCAAAAUUGCUACGAGGGAGUCGUUUGCGCUGGAUAGUAUUCUGGCAUUCACUGCCCUUCACAUGGCGUAUAGUGAAUCCAACCAAAGGAGUUUCUGGAUUACGACUGGUUUGAGCUAUAAUGAUAGAGCCUGCUCGAAGCUGUCGAAAAUGGUCGGUCGCAUGUCCGCGGCUACUUUGGAAUCAGCGCUAGUAUGCUCUAUCUUUAUCACACUCUUUGUGAUUGCGCGCCAUCAGUUCUCGGCCCCAUCGAGUUAUCUGUGUGAAGCUAUGAGCAUUAAAGGUCUUAUCCAAGGCUGUGCUAUCUUUUAUGAUAAAGCUAAAUUACUUGAACCGCGCCAUGCCUCCUCAGCAAAUACAGCUAGAGAGAGCGGGAGCUCUAAGCAUAUCUCGCCGAAUAUCAGCAGAGAACAGCACGCAGAUUCAAGACUACACUAG
Molecule: messenger RNA, 783 nt
Organism: Penicillium cosmopolitanum
Lineage: Eukaryota; Fungi; Ascomycota; Eurotiomycetes; Eurotiales; Aspergillaceae
Product: Zn(II)2Cys6 transcription factor domain-containing protein
Exons: 2
Coding region: 1-783 (260 amino acids)
Biological process (GO): regulation of transcription by RNA polymerase II
Molecular function (GO): zinc ion binding; DNA-binding transcription activator activity, RNA polymerase II-specific
Source: RefSeq, a predicted model, not a curated record